This is a messenger RNA of Dictyostelium purpureum, 969 nucleotides long. RefSeq lists its product as uncharacterized. Lineage: Eukaryota; Evosea; Eumycetozoa; Dictyosteliales; Dictyosteliaceae. The coding region runs from base 1 to 969 and encodes 322 amino acids. The transcript is spliced from 3 exons. The record is from RefSeq and is a predicted model, not a curated record.
AUGUCUAGUGAACAAAAUAUACUAUAUUUGGUUGGUGAUAAAGAUAUUGAUAAAAAUAUAGUUUUAAAGACUUUAGAUAUCAAUGAUAAUAUAUAUAAAAUAAGCACAAAAUAUUAUAAAACAAGUAUUACAAUUAAAAGUAUUGAUUUGGAUAAAGACAAUACAAAUAACAAACAUUUAGCAGAGGAUUCCCAUGGUUUUAUAUUAGCUUUUGAUUCUUCAAAAAGUGAAUCAUUCGAAUUUAUUAAACAAUAUAUAAAAAACAAUAAAAAACAGCCACAAGAAGACGAUGGCGACGAUGGUCACGAUGAUCAAGAAGAGUAUGAAGGUGACAUUGAUGAUACAUUAUAUUUACUUAUCGAUAUUAAUGAAAGUAGCUCAAGCGCAAUCGAGGAUAAAAUUGAAGAAUGGUGUAUAGAACACUUAAUUGAAUUUGUAAUUUUAGAUACUGCAUCCCAUAGAGACUAUGACAUUAGAAAAUCAGAAUUAACUGAAACUGAUCCAACCAUUAAAUAUGGUGUUGAAAGAGUUCAAGAAAUUUUAGAAUCAAAUAUGUGGCCAAAUAUGGACUUAUUAAAAAAUGAUGAAAAAAGAAAUAAAAACCAACAACAACAACAAGAUGAUGAUGAAUUUUCAUCCAUUAAAGACAAUAAAUACCUUCAAGAAUCUUUGAAAAAAGUUGAACUUCUAUUUAAGAAAUCAAAUAACGAUAAAAAAGAAACUUCAGAUAACAGCAAUAAAAAACAAGAAUCAAAAUCAAAAGUUAAUAACAAUUUAAUAGUCGAUGAGCCAGAUAAUGACGAAGAGGAUGAUGUUGAAAUAUUUGAAAAUACAUUCAAAGAGCUUCAGUCAUUAAGAGAACACAUGAAGAACUUACCAGAUGACCAAAGAAGAGACAUGGCCGCCAAAGUUGCCUUAAUGUUUGCUAAAAAUUUAUCAAUGGGAGAAGACGACGAGGAUGAUUUUUAA